CGUCACCCACGGUCCGUUUGCACGCGCGUUGGCAUGCAGGUGACUUUCGCCAAGAACCUCCAAGCUCUUCCCGCAAGGCCUCUCUCUCGCCCCGCAAAAUUCAGUCAACUCAGCAUCGACCUUUCAGAGUAAGACUCGGAGAAAGCAGUGCCCAAGUGCCCAGCAUGAUCAACGAAAAGAACUCCAUGAAGUCGACCUGGCGAUACACCGACCGCUCAACAUGGAACUUCCAUCAAAAAACCCUCGUCUUCCUCGAUAUCUUACCUGCAUCCCGCAACGACAAACCUGUUCCGAAACACCAAAAGACCGACAAGAUACCCUACCUGCCUGACUGGUACAUGUAUCGCUGGAUCCUGUCCCGUGCGCUACUUCCCCUCGCCCUGCAGUACGCCGUUGUGUCCUACACCGGCAAGCCGUGGCACGUCUUUGCGGUGUUCAUAUACUAUUCGCUGUGGUUCAAAGCCAUCGGCAUCAAUCAGAUACACGUCCUCCGUCGGAUCGGUAACAUAUACGGCUUUCUCGACGGUGACCAACACGAUCGCGACGAUGUGCCCGAUGUUGGUGUCAAAAAGGUUAUGCGCUCGCUCUCCAGCACAGGCACCUUCCGACCUAUGCUCAUCGCCUUGCUGACCUACGACAUCCGCUCCAACGCCGUGCCCAACCCGCACUGGGCGUGGCUGCCACUGACCGUCGGCUGCUACGGCAUCGCCCUCGAUUUCUGGUUCUACUGGUACCACCGCCUGAUGCACACCACCGACUCCCUAUGGAAGUACCACCGCACCCACCACCUGACCAAACACCCGAACCCACUCAUGUCGCUCUACGCGGACACCGAGCAGGAGAUCUUUGACAUCGUUGUCAUCCCGCUUAUGGCGUAUCUCACUCUUACGGUCGUCGGCAUUCCAUUCAACUUCUACGAUUGGUGGAUAUGCGGCCAGUUUGUCACCUUCAGCGAACUUACCGGCCACACCGGCUUGAGAUUGCACGCGACCACCCCCACGCCAUUUGGGCCGCUGCUCCGACAGCUUGAUGCGGAUCUGGUCAUUGAGGACCAUGACUUGCAUCAUCGCCGCGGAUGGAAAAAGUCGUUCAAUUAUGGGAAGCAUUGCCGGUUGUGGGAUCGGUUGUUUGGAACUUCUGGAGAGCGCAUUGAGAGUAAAGAGCAGAAUGUGGAUUAUGAGCAUCCGGCGUCGCUCCCUCUGUGGUGAAUUUGAAAAGGAAGUGAAAGGGCAUGCGUUGUCAUACUAAUUUUUUGGUUCAACACCCCCACCUUCUUCAACAGUUAACUUGGUAGUUUUUGUGUAAAACAGCGUGUGAAUAUAAGUCUGUACCAUAGUUCUACUACUCAAAAACGGACGGCUGACCAUGGCUCAUCAGAAAUGCAGUCCAAUGAACCAACCUUCUCCGGUAAACACCUGUCAAUACCGUGUUCUGACAGCAUCUGUGUAAAAGUUUGCCG
Fimicolochytrium jonesii is the source of this 1459-nucleotide messenger RNA. Its product is annotated as fatty acid hydroxylase superfamily protein. Gene Ontology annotation, molecular function: C-4 methylsterol oxidase activity; iron ion binding. The coding region runs from base 165 to 1208 and encodes 347 amino acids. NCBI's taxonomy places the organism in Eukaryota, Fungi, Chytridiomycota, Chytridiomycetes, Spizellomycetales, Powellomycetaceae. The transcript has a single exon. Gene Ontology annotation, biological process: ergosterol biosynthetic process. The record is from RefSeq and is a predicted model, not a curated record.